Molecule: messenger RNA, 3381 nt
Organism: Capsicum annuum
Lineage: Eukaryota; Viridiplantae; Streptophyta; Magnoliopsida; Solanales; Solanaceae
Exons: 7
Coding region: 337-1851 (504 amino acids)
Biological process (GO): chromatin remodeling
Molecular function (GO): zinc ion binding
Source: RefSeq, a predicted model, not a curated record
UAGUUGCCCUUUGGGAAUAAAUAGGGAGGGACACUAUAAGAAGGUAGUAUUAUAAUUAUUUCAAGAGUCCCUUUGGUCGAGGCCCUUUGUGUGCCACUUCCUCCAUCUCCGCCUGUACCGUACUUGGUUUCUUCAUUCAACCAAAGGGCUGCAUUCAACUAUCUUUUGUUCGUUAUCUCAUUGCAAGUUUCUUCUUUAUGAUCGGGGAGCACAACAGAAAUAAAAAGGGCUCGGUUACUAUCUUGGAUUGGAUGCGUAGAAUUAUAUCAUUUUGGUGGAUGUACCCAUAAGCAAGAGAAAGAUAAUUCCUUCGUAUUAGUGUGUGGCUCAAUUGAUAUGCUGAUACUAAAUUAUCUUCCUGGUUGCAUAGAAGCUUCUUCUGCAACCUCUUUAUCAUCUGAGAUCACGAAACAAGACUCAUGUGACUGGGUUUCUGGUGCUGAAUUGUUGGAAAUGAGUCCAGAAAAAGAUAAAUGUCCACUUGAUGGCUGUAGAGAAUCUAAUUCAAAGGAUGGUGAUCCUUGUGCCUUAAACAGUCUAGAUGGUCAACGGCCUUCCAUUUUCAGUGCCAUGCCUGGAAGUUCUAAGCCCGUAGUAUAUCAAAGAAAAAGGUUCAGAAGGAACCCUCUUGCUACUUUCUUUACUGAACCAUCAGCUGAAGUUGGGCCUAGCAAUGGAUGUCCUUCUGAGCUUUGUUCCGAAGUCCAUUCAGGAACUUUGAAGGAAGACAUAGUUGCUGCUGAAAUAUUACCUACUGCAGCUCCUGCUCUUCUGCCUGCUGAGUGUAAUAGAGGGAACCUUCUAUCUAAUUCAAAUUCUCGUGAUGGUAGGCGUGAAGGGGAAGAGCAGUGCUCUGAAGCAGCAUCAAGAAGUGUUAUGCAAAGGACUUCAAAUGUUUGUAUAAAUGAUAGCCAUUCGUCGUCAAAGUGUGAUUUGGACUUGGGGUCUUCUUUGUUGAAGACGGUUGUGGAUGAUGCUGGUGAGUGCUCCACAUCUGGUGCUUUAUUUCCUGAAGGAUGGAGUGAUAAUAUGCCGGAAAAGGAUAUAUGCGCAACAAUUCUUAGAGGUUAUGGGUUGCUUGAAAAAAUUGUGGUUACGGAGCUUUGUGCAUCCACUGACUCUUAUACCAGUUCUGGCAACUGUUGUUUAAUCUCAUGCAAAGCCUGUGAUUGUUCAGAAGCUACAGGGAAGAUGCUAAUCUGUGAUAAUUGUGAUGAUGCAUAUCAUUUAUCUUGCUGCAACCCCCGUAUGAGUAUAAAAAAAGUACCUCGCGAUGAGUGGUUUUGCCAAACUUGUUUGAUAAAGAAGCGGAAAUUACUCGAGAAAUCAACUUGUAAUGAGAGUUCUAGAUUCUUUCUGUUUGAAGGUGAACCAAGACCUACAGCUGUCAUGUUGAAGGACUCCAAUAUAUAUAGAACAUGUGUUCGUAUUGGCAAUAAUUUUCAAGCUGAGGUUCCUGACUGGACAGGUCCAGUGAUAGAUGAGGUUGAUCGUAGUGGCGAACCAUUUGAAAUCCCUUCAGAGAGUCUCUGCUUGCGUGAACGAUCUUCUAACAAACAUUUGAGGAUUAGUUCUAUUGGCAAUUGGAUUCAGUGCCGGCAGAUCAUCGAAAGUUGUGGUGAAUGCGUGGAUGGAAAUAUCUGUGGGAAGUGGCGAAGGGCCCCACUAUUUGAGGUUCAAACAGAUGAUUGGGAGUGCUUCCGUUCUGUUCUUUGGGAUCCAGCUCACGCCGAUUGUGCUGUACCUCAAGAACUAGAGACGGAGGAAGUUAUGAAGCAAUUGAAGUAUAUGGAGAUGGUAUGUCAGCUAAUCUUAUUACAGCACUCUUUUCCUGAUUUGAUAAAGAAAUGAGUUCACUUAUAUGCUUUAUUUAGCAAGAGUUGUAGGUAAUAAAUAUUCCCUCAGUUUCACUUUGUUCUUCUUACUUUCCUUUUUAAUCUGUUUAAAAAAGAAGGCGUCUUUCUUUUUUUGGAAACUCUUAUUUCCAACUUUAGAGGUAGAGGUAUGGACUGCGUACAUUUACCCUCCCCAGACCUCACUAUGUGGGAAUAUGUGGGAAUACAUUGGGUUUGUUGUUGUUGUAUGUUUAAGAUCACAAGAUUAAAGGACAUUGUGGUACAUCCUACAUAUCUUUAGUUUAAGACCAAAAGAUUCAAACGUCUUCUUUACCUUUUUUUUUUUAAACUGGUAACGUUAAAUCUUCUUAGUUUCUUAAACUCCAUACCAAAAUCAAAACCAGUCGAACAAAUUGAAAUGGGGGAAGUAAUAUAUUACACAAGAUUGACCCCCCCAGCCAAAUUAUAUGUGCGACUAUAAAAUUUCUGUCUCUGGUGUUUUACAUUCUUCUAAAAUUGAAAAAUUCAUUUCAAGUGAAGUUAUAUUUCUCUACUAUUUUUGUUGCGUUAUCUGUUUAGUGAAUGAGCUAAUGCAAAGUCACAACACUUCUCUAUUUCUUUUGUACUUGAUGGGGUUUCUUCAAGCUAUAGUUUUUGUAUUCUGCUGUCUCUGCCUCUUAUACUCCGAGGUGUUCCUUUUGUUAUUAAAGUAGUUUUCUAGUUGAAGACGAUAUAUCUAAGCUUCCUUUGGUGAUUGCAUUAGAUUCUAUCCAUCUUUUCCAUUUUCUCCAAUAACUCUGCCUCCCUGUGUACAAAUGGAACCCAGCAGGAUUCUGGCUCCUCUUUGCUAUUAGACAACUCAAAGUGAGAUGCUGUAGUAAACUAGUUGUGGGAGUCUCCAUUUACUUCUAUUAUACAAAACAAACAACAAAGAGAAACUAUGAUUUAGGUUUUGCGUUAUAUGUUUUCAUUUGUUAAUGCAUGCCCAAAGAGGAGAGUUAUGUGUCAUCCUUAAAGGAAAGGUUCUUAUAUUAACAACUUUUUAGUUUAGUUUUAUUUACUAAGUUUAUAGUUUUAUUUACUAUGUUCAUGCUUUUAUGAACAGAUUAUCUAAUUGUCAAAAAAGGGGGAGCCCAUUUUAAGUAGUGAAUUAGUGGUGGUGGAUCCUUGUCCUACAAAUGAUCUGUCAAUUCCCUUAUAGUUGUUAUUGUAUGUAAAUUGUAUCACUUUCUAGACCAACUUAUGAAGGUAUUGAACCUGGUGUUGUUCCUUCUGUUUAGUUGAAACCCCAUCUGGCAGUUAAGAAGCGCAAAUUGGACCAAUCCUCAGGUGCUAGCUCACGGUUCUUGAAAGAGAAGAGAAUUGAGAAGACAUAGGCUUCAUGUACGGAAAUGUUCAUCUUUGUACAUUUAAGCAUACAAAUUUUGGACAGUUGGAUUUGUACUACAUUUUACAUUUCACUGAUGUAAUUGCUUCAGAAACAUAAUUGUACAAUGUAGAAGGUGCAAUGAACCAGCUGCAACUCGGUUGGAUCUUUCCUGUGUCA